Molecule: messenger RNA, 219 nt
Organism: Mollisia scopiformis
Lineage: Eukaryota; Fungi; Ascomycota; Leotiomycetes; Helotiales; Mollisiaceae
Exons: 3
Coding region: 1-219 (72 amino acids)
Source: RefSeq, a predicted model, not a curated record
AUGCAAUUCUCAGUCAUCGCCCUUCUGUCCCUCGUGGCCGUUGCUUUCGCAUCUCCCAUUGCUCUUCCAGACCGUCUCGAUGACAUCGUUGCUCGUCAAACUACUGCCACCUCAUCGGGUGUCGAUGCCGAAGCUCCUGCCAUGAGCGAUGCCGAUGGAAAUGUCGUCAGCUUCAACACUGCCUCUGUAUACUUAGACGCCACUGCCAAGGGAAACUAA